Cladocopium goreaui is the source of this 479-nucleotide messenger RNA. The record is from the annotation of a GenBank genome assembly. Lineage: Eukaryota; Dinophyceae; Suessiales; Symbiodiniaceae.
AGGACUCGUUAGCUGCAAAGGCCCUAGCCUCACACGGCUCUGACCAGGCGGAGGAUUUGCUUGCUGCUGAAGCUCUGCAGAGAGCAGCCAGAGCAGCAGCGUCAUCGCCUCCUACGACUGGAGAUGAGGACUCGUUAGCUGCAAAGGCCCUAGCCUCUGAGCAGGCAGAGGAUUUGCUUGCUGCUGAAGCUCUGCAGAGAGCAGCCAGAGCAGCAGCGUCAUCGCCUCCUACGACUGGAGAUGAGGACAUUUUGGCUGCAAAGGCACUAGCCUCAUAUGUUUCAGAGCAGGUACAGGAAAACCAGAGAAGCUCAGCAGGUCCUCCUCCAGAACCAAAAAAAGCCGUGACUGCACCAGCAGAAGCAGGCAGUCCUCUAGCUGAACCUAAGCGAGCUGAUGUGAGCGCACCAGCACAAGCACCAGGCCCUCUUGCUGAACCUAAGCGGGCUGAUGUGAGCGCACCAGCACAAGCACCAGGC